AUUGGGGUAACUCAACUAAUUAAAAAAUACGGAAAUUAUCGUAUACACACACAUACUCAGUCAGAGUGUAACACCUGAACAGCAAGUGCAGUAAGCAUAGGUAACGUUAGCUAGCCGUGCUUUAAGUUUAAAGAAUUACGUUAACGUUAGCUAAAAGUGUGUUAAUUACAUUUUUGCUAAAAAAAAUAUUAACGUUAAUGGAUCAUGUAAAAGGUUCAGUUUUAGGGUUAACAUAUAGUUUAAUACAACUAAUGUUAAAAUUAAUGGACACAGAGAUGAAAUAGUAGCUAAAUCCAAUGGAUAAAAUGGUUAAAAUAUAACUAAAAGCAAUGGAUACACAGUUCUAUUUCAUUCUUCCUGACCGCCAGAGACGGUAUGAAAUACCUGGAUAAGCAUCACGUGCAUGCUCAGAUCAAGACAUAAUACCAACAACGUCACGUAACCUGGGGGACGCAGGCGACCUCAUAAAGGAGGCAGGCACCCAGCGAUCGUCUCCUUUUCAUCUUCUCGCCUUAGCGCACAGGUCGUUGUUUGUAUUAACUUGCCGCCUACGCUAGUAGCCUCGAAACCACCGGUUGGAGCUACGAAUUCGUCCUCCAGAGGCUGCGUAGCCGGCGCUCAUCCCUGCUGUGCAUAUUUGACCACAGCUCAAACUGCGACAGGUAAGUAGCUUGUUUUUCAUCGCCGGUGGGCGUGCCUCAUCCCCGCUAAGCGCCUCCGCUCAGCCGGGUUGAUUACUGCAUUUGCUAGCCGGAGCCUUCCUGCUACUGACUGCCCUCGUGGGGUGCUUCGCCUCUCUGACGGCUGUAUUGGGGCUUAGCAAACAAUAUAUCGUUAGCUUAUUUGUAGCCGAGUGUUUCUCGCUCUGUUGCUACAUUGUUAGCUUAUUUGUAGCCGAGUGUUCUCUCGCUCUGCUGCAACGUCGCCGGUGCUUUUAUUGUGACACGGUGCUGGGUUGGCUGUAGCUGGGUGUUUCUCGCCCUGCUGCUACACCGCUCGCCUUUUGGCGUCACUUGCUGGUUUUUGUUGGAUUGUACAAGUGUUCCCGCUCAACUGACAGCCUCUGUGACUAUGUUGUCUGUUUGUAUCUCCUGCAUGGCUCCUCUCAGCCCAGAGGAUGGCCAUGACAGAUGCCCUUCGUGCCUUGGCAUUGAACACCUCAGGCAGGCGCUGACUGAAAAUGCUUGCAUUAAUUGCACCUGCAUUCCAUUAGCAGAGAGGACAGCGAGGUUGGUUAAAUUUGCUAGUAGCUUUGCUGAGGCUGGGUUACCCCCUUCCGGGACACCUGCAUACAGCCAUCCUCCCGGCCCCAAGCGUCGCGGACACACUCAGGAUGAUGCUUCCGUCGCUAAGAAGAGACGGAGGGGUGUUGAACCUUUAGCCCUUGAAGUGGACACUUUGGCCUCUGAGUUUGCCCAGAUUAAGGUCCUUCUUCUUAAUCUGCAGCCUGGUUGUCCCUCAGCUACUGCUGGCACUGCUGCUUCAGAGCCACCACUCGGAAAACCACCACAGAGCUAUGAUGGGACUGAUAGCCUAGCUUCCUCACCCCUUCUUGCUAGCCAGCCAGACGAGGACACACUAUCUAUUGCAGCCUCUGGGAAUCUCUUUACCGAUGAUGACGCAAGGGGACAGAAAGAACCCGAGGGGGGGUCCCCCCUUCCCUCCGUGACAGACUCUCAUGGAUCGGGUGCAGACUCGUUGAGGGAUGCUGAGGCCAGUCUUUCUACAGUUCAACAGGCCGUCCAAUUAGCCGUCUCACGGCUUGGGUUGGAUGCUGCCCCUGUAGAGGCUGCUCCCUCUAAUGCUUUUUUCAAACAUGCCCCUCAACCAUCUUCCUUCGGGGUUCCACCCUCUGAGCCAUACAUCACUGAACUUCAGAGGUGUUGGCCGGACCCCAAGGCUUUCCUUUACCUGCCGAGUGACUGCAAUGCUUUGGCUGCCAUGAAGGAUGCCGUCCAAUAUGGUCUGGAUCAGGUGCCUGCCAUUGAUGCUUCCAUCGCUUCUCUGAUAGUGUCUCCGGAUGAAGCCCUUAGACCUGAUGCUCGUUGUCCACGCCCACAGUGUAGGGUCACUGAUGACCUCCUUAACAAGAGCUAUGAUAUAGCGGCUCAGAUGGGGCGUAUUGGCAACUCCCUUUCCCACCUGGUUCUGGCUCAAUCCCAGACUCUCCAGACUGCUGGAGCAGAUGCCCAGGCACAGGGCCUCAGUGAUGCUUCACUCCAGGUGUUUGCUUUCUUGACCAGAGAGCUUGGGAGACUGAUGUCCACCUUGACCUUGGCCCGGCGCCAAGUGUGGCUUGCCCAGUCCCCAUUGUCAGAGGCAUGUAGAAAGACACUUCGCACGCUACCUGUUAUUCCAGGCCAGAUGUUUGGACCUGCAGCCCAACAGGCUUUAGAGCGCAGUGUACAGGUGAAUAAAGUUAAGCAACAGUUUGCUGACUUACGCCAGGCCCCACUGCCUAGACCAAGGCACACUAGCGCUCUGCAGCCAAUGCUCAGGGUGACUCAAGAGCCAGCCGCCCCUUGUUCCAGCAGGGCCGUUUCCAUAGGACCCCUCGGCAGCCUGCCUUUCGGGCGCCUAAGGAUAGGGCACCCAGAUACGGACCACCUGCCGACCGACACCCCAAGCCGCCCAAAGGUCGUGGGAGUCGGACCUGACUACCUAGACCCAGGCGCUGGCCGUUUCUCCCCACAACAUCUAGGCCAGUGGGAGGCCCUGACUUCGGACCCUUGGGUGUUGUUAACUCUUUCCAAGGGAUACAGUAUUCAGUUCAGGCGUCGACCCCCCAAGUUCAACGGGGUCAGAAUGACUGUUGUCAAGGACCCCCUCAGGUCUCUGGCUCUAAAGCGGGAGAUUUCAGUGCUUCUGGAGAAAGGCGCCAUCGAGAGUGUAGAAAGUUUGGACCAAAUGAGAGGGUUCUAUUCAACUUAUUUUCUUGUUCCAAAGAAGGACGGCGGCUUUGCAGGAACACCUGCAUUCCAUAAAUUGGAGAAAGUGUUGACGAACAAAAGGGUCCUGAAAGCUGUGGAGAAGCUGAGCCCUCACUUCCAGACCUCGUCACUGGAGUCUUUCCACAGUGUGAUUUUUGCGGUUUGCACCCAAGAAUGUGGUCUUCCCUUCCAUUGGAAUGUUGUGCAGACUCUACCUGGCUGUCCUGCACUUCAGUGAGAAUGCUGGUCGACCCCAAGCAACAUCAUCGGAUGGUGAGCCACUGUUUCGAGUGAGUUUUCCCAAGUCCAAGAAGGGAGAGUGCACAGCAAAACCAGUGAAAGCAGAGCCAACGUUCCUUUACGUGGAUAAACUGAUGGACCUCAUCUUUGAAGAGGUUUUCCAGGACCCUGCACUGUACACUGAAGAGAUGCAGCAAAUACCUGUCCCUCAGGACCUCUGUGCCGGAUUUGACCAACC
Epinephelus fuscoguttatus (brown-marbled grouper) is the source of this 3408-nucleotide messenger RNA. RefSeq lists its product as uncharacterized. The transcript is spliced from 3 exons. The coding region runs from base 1072 to 3168 and encodes 698 amino acids. The record is from RefSeq and is a predicted model, not a curated record. NCBI's taxonomy places the organism in Eukaryota, Metazoa, Chordata, Actinopteri, Perciformes, Serranidae.